This is a messenger RNA of Bradysia coprophila, 3453 nucleotides long. It is a transcript of the gene beta'COP, whose product is annotated as coatomer subunit beta'. Gene Ontology annotation, molecular function: structural molecule activity; protein binding. Gene Ontology annotation, cellular component: COPI vesicle coat. The record is from RefSeq and is a predicted model, not a curated record. NCBI's taxonomy places the organism in Eukaryota, Metazoa, Arthropoda, Insecta, Diptera, Sciaridae. Gene Ontology annotation, biological process: retrograde vesicle-mediated transport, Golgi to endoplasmic reticulum; intracellular protein transport; intra-Golgi vesicle-mediated transport.
ACAUCAGACAACACUGAAAUUGUAUGUGUUUUCGAUUCUGACGUGUCAAACUGUGUCAAAAGUAUUUUUUGCCGUAAUAUCACUAGUAAAACCAUCAAAAAAUCUCAUAAUUAUAGUCAAAAUCGUUGAAAUUUUUCCGCAACUAGUUCAAAAAUGCCACUACGUUUGGAUAUCAAAAGACGAUUAACGUCUCGUUCAGAUCGUGUGAAAUGUGUGGAUUUACAUCCGACCGAACCAUGGAUGUUAUGUGCACUAUACAAUGGACAUGUUCAUGUAAUGAACUAUGAAAAUCAGCAGCUCGUCAAAGAUUUUGAGGUGUGCGAUCUACCGGUACGAUGUGCAAAAUUCGUUGCGCGAAAGAAUUGGGUCCUAACUGGAUCCGAUGACAUGCAGAUUCGUGUCUUCAACUACAACACACUCGAAAAAGUGCACUCAUUCGAAGCCCAUUCCGAUUACGUUCGUAGCAUUGCUGUGCAUCCAACACAACCGUUGAUCUUAACCAGUAGCGAUGACAUGUUGAUAAAACUGUGGAAUUGGGACAAGAUGUGGGCAAAUCAACGUGUAUUCGACGGUCACACGCACUAUGUCAUGCAAAUUGUCUUCAAUCCAAAGGACAAUAACACAUUCGCCAGUGCAUCGCUCGAUCAUACAGUCAAGGUGUGGCAACUGGGAUCGAAUGUGGCGAAUUUUACAUUGGACGGUCAUGAGAAAGGUGUCAAUUGCGUUGACUAUUACCACGGCGGCGACAAACCAUAUUUGAUAUCCGGUGCCGAUGAUCGUUUGGUGAAGAUUUGGGAUUAUCAGAAUAAAACUUGCGUCCAGACACUGGAAGGUCAUGCACAAAAUAUUGCCGCUGUUUCAUUCCAUCCGGAAUUGCCGAUCGUGUUGACCGGUUCGGAAGAUGGUACCGUUCGUAUAUGGCAUUCGGGCACCUAUCGCUUAGAAACAUCGCUGAAUUACGGAUUCGAACGGGUCUGGACGAUUUCGUGCAUGCGAGGAACGAACAACGUUGCCCUGGGCUACGAUGAGGGAUCGAUUAUCAUAAAAGUUGGUCGUGAAGAGCCAGCCAUGUCAAUGGACAUCAACGGCGGCAAAAUUAUUUGGGCUAAACAUUCGGAAAUGCAACAGGUCAAUUUGAAGGCUUUGCCGGAAGGCACCGAAAUUAAGGACGGUGAACGUUUGCCAGUUGCCGUUAAGGACAUGGGAGCGUGUGAAAUUUAUCCACAAACCGUGGCCCACAACCCGAACGGACGUUUCGUGGUUGUGUGUGGUGAUGGUGAAUACAUAAUUUACACAUCGAUGGCGUUGCGAAACAAAGCGUUCGGAGCCGCACAAGAAUUUGUUUGGGCAUUGGAUAGCAGCGAGUAUGCCAUACGCGAAAGCAGCGGAACGGUCAAAUGUUUCAGAAACUUUAAAGAACGGAAAAGUUUCACUCCGGACUAUGGUGCUGAAGGAAUAUUUGGCGGAUAUUUACUCGGAGUUAAGACAUCGUCUGGUCUAACGUUCUACGACUGGGAAACAUUGGAUUUGGUGCGACGCAUCGAAGUGGUACCAAGAAAUAUUUUCUGGAAUGAAACAGGAAAUUUGGUGUGCUUGGCGACAGACGAUUGUUAUUUUAUACUGCGCGUUGACACUGGUGCAAUACAAACGGCCAUUGAUGCGAAACAGGGACUCGGUGAAGAUGGUCUCGAAGAUGCAUUCGAGGUUCUUGGUGAAGUGAACGAACAGGUGAAAACUGGUGUCUGGGUCGGCGAUUGUUUCAUUUACACCAAUUCGGUGAAUAGAAUCAACUACUAUGUCGGCGGCGAGAUCGUCACAAUUUCACAUUUGGAUCGGACUAUGUACUUGCUGGGAUACGUCGCCAAAGACAAUCGAUUAUAUCUCGGUGACAAGGAGCUCAACGUAACCAGUUUUUCAUUGCUGUUGUCCGUGUUGGAAUACCAGACGGCUGUAAUGCGAAGAGAUUUCGAGACGGCCGAUCGAGUUCUACCUACCAUACCCAAGGAGCACCGUACCCGUGUGGCUCAUUUCCUCGAAAAACAAGGUUUCAAACAGCAAGCGCUACAAGUGUCCACCGAUACGGAACACCGUUUCGAUUUGGCGUUACAAAUUGGUGAUCUGCAGACUGCAUUAGAAUUAGCACGGGACUCAGAGAAUCCACAAAAAUGGUCCCAAUUGGCCGACGUGGCAACCAAUCAAAAUCAAUUCGAAUUAGUGAAAGAGUGUUUGGGCAAGGCAAACGAUUUCGGUGGAUUGCUAUUGCUGGCAUCGAGUGCUGGUGACGAAGAAAUGAUUCGAUCGCUGGGCGAAAACAGCAUAGCACAGGGACGGCAUAACAUUUCCUUUUUGUCAAUGUUUUUGCUGGGCGAUUUGGACAGUUGCCUGGAAAUUUUAAUCAGCACAAAUCGACUACCAGAGGCUGCAUUCUUUGCACGAACCUACAUUCCCAGCAAAAUCUCAUAUGUUGUACAGCAGUGGCGCAACGAGUUGGCUAAAGUAAAUGAAAAAGCCGGUCAGAGUCUUGCCGAUCCCGAGCAGUAUGAAAAUUUGUUCCCUGGUCUGCCGGAAACUUUGAAAGCUGAACAGUAUUUACUGAAGGAAAAAUCGUCAAUUCCAGCUAGAGCAGCAAAAAGUAUUCCAUUGAACAUCGAACGAAACGCAAUGGCUGAAAUGAAAGCAGCCGAAUCUAGUGGUGCCUUCGACUAUGAUCCGAAAUUCGAUCCAUCGAACAGUUCAUCAUACACAAGCACCGUGCAACAGAGCAAUGCUCAACGUGCAGCCACAGACAAUUUGAUCGAUACAUCCAGCGAACAAUUACCUUCCAAAGAACGAACGCCACCGCUUGCUAAACGGAAAAAUUCGCUAGACGAUUUUGAACUGGAAAUCGAGGGAAUUACGCUGGACGAUGAUAUCGACACUUCGGACGUUAAUAUAGACGAUGAUAUAAGCGAUUGAUAGGAGGCGUGUUAGAAACAAGACACAAAGUCGUGGUAGCAUUUAUUUAAGAGAAAGAAUUCUUUUUUUUUUUUUGUACGGAAUAUUAUCUUGUCGACAUGAUGUCUUGUGUAUGGUAGGACUAUUCAAAUUAUUGUAUAUUAUCAACGUUGUAUUAUUAAUUUUGCGGUUUUUUUAUUAUCGAAGAGCUACAUCAAGGGUAUAACAAAAUAGAAAGAAAAAGUAGUAAGAAAAACCCAAGUGUUUCAAGUGUUGGUUGGUCGACAUUUUGAUGCGCACUCAUUUUUGAACCGAUUUUGAUAACGAUAUAAACGAUGAAAGGAAAGAAAAGGAGAAUUUAUUUUCGUUUUAAAACAUUUUUCGUCAGACACCAUCAACUUUCUACAGUCCUAAGGAAAUGCAUCUCUGAUUUUAUCUAUCGUUGUAAGAUGAUGUUCAAAUAAACAGCAUGUUAUUUAUAAUGAAAAUGAAAUAUUAAAGAAAAAUGAUUCAAUCAUA